UGAAACCUAGCAAGAGUUUCCUCUAUAUACACACACACACACACACACACAGAUCUGACACUCGACAGCAGCAGACUAACAGAGGGCUUUGGACAUCUUAAUUGAGAGUCAAGUGGACGCAGGAUGAUGAAGAUAUCAGGAAGAGUCACUUGGUGCUGUGUAGCUCUGCUCCUCGCCCUGACCUCUGUGUCAGCUGUACAGAAGACGCUCAAAUCAAUCAAUGGUUUGAAGAAAAUCAACUUCGGCCAAUCUGUGCCCAAGCACAGUCUUCUGCUGCUCCACUGGUUUGCCAACACAGUUACCAUUGACGAUAACAAUGUCAUAAGUCUGACCUUUGACCCAAACAGUGGAGCUUAUGGCUCACAUCAUUAUGGCAACGGUGAGGGGCUGCUGGACACACUGCCUCGGGGAAGUCAUUACAGGUACUACACUAUUGGAAAUCUCCAUCAGGAAACGUCCGAUCCACUUCCUCCUUAUGUAGCGCAUCCCCAAAGGGAGUAUGACGGAGAAAACAGGGACAGGAUCAUAGUUCGUGUCAGGGAGCAAAACACAGGAUGGCAAACUUUCCGGAGGAUAGACCAAGUGUAUAUCACACAGCAUUUUCCACAGCGUUUUCAACAUCAGAGGGAAUAUGAUCCAGCUCAUACCUACAGGAUCACCACUAACCUCCUGAGAGAGAUCAGAGAGUUUUCUGUGGGACCAAACCAACAGCCACUGUCGUAUCUCAGAAACCGCUUUGGAAGCAGCGCUGAUGAUUUCGACAUCGAAACUGCAUGGGGUCAGCUUGCUUGCCUUGGCCUGCUGCUGUAUAUUGUGCUCGGGGAAAGGCACCCCUUUACCCCACAAUCCAACUACACAACGCAAUCCAGACAACAAAGCGCCUACACGCCAGAUAACAGACAAACUAGUUGGUGUGCAGCUUUUGUGAAGUGCUGCAUGUUUGUUGUUGUUUUAAUUGGUCUUUUUAUUUUGGCAAUUUCUGCAGCAAGGAGAUAAUUUGAAAUGAGAGAAAUUGCCAUAUAAUGUGUUUAAGCCUAAUGUUUCUCACAAAGUCAGCAGGAUUCAAAAGUUGAUGGGAAGAAGGAAACACACAAUGUCCAGGGGUUCUUCUGUUUUAUGCUUUGUUUUACAUUUUAAUUUGUAUUAUAUAACCUUUUUUGUGAGUGGUGUUAGUUUAUAUUUGAGAUAAAGGCUUAAAGGCCAAAUACUUAAAAUCCUCGAUCUUUUGAGCUUCAAAGUUACAUUUAUAAAAAAUGACAGGUUCUGAAUAACAGUAGGGCUUCUUCUUCUUCUAUUUGAAAUGUGCACAUUGGCUUUUGCUGUUUUUGUAAUAAUGCACUGCUUUGGUGCAGUCAUGAAGCUGCAGGCUUCAGUUUUGCUCCAGCAUGUAUAAUGUAAUAGCUAUGAUUCACUGAGGAUUCCUCCUGUGUGUGAGACAGAUGAAGAGAAUUCAAGCAGCACUGAUUGAUAAACCAAACAGAUCGGUGAAUGACUGUACGGUCUGCAAAGGACAGCCGUCACUGACAUGGAUGCAUUUAACUUUUUAUACUUCCUGUAAUGUCAUAAAUUGUGUGUGUUUAUUAAAUUGUAAUGUGUCAGUAAGA
Trematomus bernacchii (emerald rockcod) is the source of this 1604-nucleotide messenger RNA. RefSeq lists its product as uncharacterized. The transcript is spliced from 5 exons. NCBI's taxonomy places the organism in Eukaryota, Metazoa, Chordata, Actinopteri, Perciformes, Nototheniidae. The record is from RefSeq and is a predicted model, not a curated record. Bases 124 to 996 code for a protein of 290 amino acids.